AUGAAGAAUUAAAAAUAAACAAGCUAAUAAAGCGAAGCAGCUAAGCAAGCUUAGUUAAACCGCUAAAAGAAAAAAGGAAGUUCACUAGGAUUUUUUAGCAAGUAUUCAACUUAAAUUAGUGUUGCUUUGUUUGGUUCCCUUUUGUUAGGUGCAAUUAUUUCAGUAAUGAUACCAACUGGCAAGAAAUUAACUGAAAAUGUUAUUGUUGAAGAAGAAAUAGCUUAACACAAUGCAUAAAAUUAUUCUUUUAAAAUAGGUCCUAAUACAAUCUUUAAGGACACUACUCUUGCUUCAACUUAAAAAUUGUUUUUGAAUUAAAUUUCACAUAAAUAAUCUUUAAUAAGAUGUCCUUCUGAAUAGGAUUAAAAUAUAAUAGAUUUGUCCUUUAAUUUCCAUACUAAAUAUCCCUAGUGCGUCCGUCCAAUUGCAAAUUAAGGAAAAGAUUGCAGUGCUUCUUAUUCAAUAGCCGCUGUUUCUUCUGUUGCUGAUAGACUCUGUAUGGCAUCUGAGGGAGAUUUUAACUUCGGUCUUAGUGCUUAACCUACCAUCUCUUGUUAUGAAAAUUAAUCAUACAAGUGUGAAGGUGGUUAUGUAUCUAAAACUUUCUAAAAAGGAAAGACCACUGGUUUUGUCAAAGAAGAAUGUUUACCUUAUCAUGGUACUGAUUCAAAUGAAGGAUGCUCACUUAUUGAUAAAUGUGAACAUUUCAAGAUUUAUGAUUAUUGUGUUUCAGCAGGUUAAGAAAGCAUUAAACGUGAAAUCAUGUUAAAUGGACCUGUUGUAUCAUUAAUGAACGUCUUUUCUGAUUUCUUAGUUUACAAGUCAGGUGUUUACCGUGUUUUAGAAAAUGCAGCAAAACUAAAAGGUCAAUAAGCAGUUAAAAUUAUUGGUUGGGAUAUUGAUCCUCUUACUAAGGACUACUAUUGGAUAAUAGAAAACUCUUGGGGAGAAGAAUGGGGUUUAAACGGUUUAGCUUACGUAGCUAUGGGAUAAGAAGAAUUAAGAUUAGAAGAAUAUGCUCUUGCUGCAAUUACCCUAUAACAAGCCGAAACAGCUUCAUCCUAAUAAGCAAAAGCCUAAAGUCAAGGAUCUACUCUCAAUUAUGACGAAAUUUGA
Molecule: messenger RNA, 1116 nt
Organism: Tetrahymena thermophila SB210
Lineage: Eukaryota; Ciliophora; Oligohymenophorea; Hymenostomatida; Tetrahymenidae
Product: papain family cysteine protease
Exons: 3
Cellular component (GO): lysosome
Molecular function (GO): cysteine-type endopeptidase activity
Source: RefSeq, a predicted model, not a curated record